AUGGCCCUCACCGACAUCACUCCUUCCCUCUGCGUCGUAGGCCCGAUUGAGAGUAUUGAAGCUGGUAUGGUGGCGAUGGUGGUUGCCUCAGAAGUGGAGUACUACAAACUGUUGAGGAGCAAUCCAGGAGAUGGUCAGCCGCGAUCAGACUCUUUGUCGAAUUUUUCCCUAUACAAGGAUUCGUUUGACUUGAUCGAGAAUGCCGGGACUGUUAUUUUGGCGUGGAGAUUCUAUGGUGUGGAUGAUUCUCCUUUCAUGGAUCGCCAGGGCAAGGUGUUACCUCUCAGAGCUAAUACACAUCCAGAUCUCUCUUAUCCAUCUCAGCAGUCUUCGACUCCACAGGGUGAGAACAAUGAUGCAGCCGAAAUCAAGAUUCUCAGACUUGAACUAGGGCAGGCGAGAGCUGAGGCGCUGAACGACAGGAUACUCAAGGAGUACAUGCAGGCUAAGUGGUUGGCAACCAUUCGUGAUGUCGAUGAUCAAGUGAAGAAGAAACAGGGGAAACUGCAGAAGAUCGUUAGGUUGGCCACCGAGAAGAAUGUUGACAGCAAGGCGGAAGAGAUGACCAAUGAUAAGGAUGAGGAAGCAACGAGACCGUUUACAAAGUAUGACUAUGAUGUUUUCGUAAAGACUUUGUUCGCUGCUGUUCAUGCGAUCCAGAAGGAUGAGGAGAAAGUGGUGAAGGGGAAUGAUGUAAACGCCGUGGCAACAUGUAAGACGUUCCGCGUUGGUACUGUUAAAGGAAUGGGUCCAGGACACCCCCACAAGAUGGAUGUGGCUUCAGAGGAGCCAGCACCGCCUCAUUGGAGCGUGAUUGAAUUCAGUUUCAGUAGCCGAGAUACUGACUCGGAGUUGGUGAUAGCUUCUCCCAGUCUUCCGGCCCUGAAAAGCAAAUAUUUGUUCUUUUUAGAAGUUGCCGACAACUACGAGCUCGAUGGGUACACUCUUGAAGACCUUUACGACUGGAUUAUCGAACCACUUUUACCUAAAUUCAGACAGCUGCCAGAGAUAACUUCAACUUUGACACUACAACAAUUUCUUUUCCCUGAGACGUACAGAUAUGACAUCCGAGGGGAUGGAGAACAGCUAGUUGUUAUUCCGUCUAACGAUAGCAGCGACAUAACCCCCAUAUUCGGCAUCCCACUACCAGAAGAGAAAUGCGCGACUUGGCCUCAUUAUCAUCCAAAGGACGUUCAACUGCCCGAGAAGAGGAACACUCACGGACCACCAUCAUAUAUACCAUCCAGAGUUAUCUUAAAGAACGGAAACAGCACCUUUUUCAAGCCCAUGAGGUGUGGAGACCAGAAAUCAUUUAUAAACGAGCUUGAUAGAUACAAGAGCAUACGCGAUGCCCACCUAGACGAGUCGCUUCUAAUCUCACGACUCAUUGGCCUGGUUCGAGAUCAGACUGGCCAAGCUUUUGGCUUGCUCUUGAACUAUAUCGACUGCGGCCACAGAACCUUGCUCUGCGCAGCACAACCGGAUACAUCGAGGGAGCUCAGACAAACAUGGGCUCAGCAGGUCCACGACACGGUCCAGCAACUGCAUGCUGCUGGUAUUGUCUGGGGCGAUGCGAAACCCGAUAAUGUCCUUGUCGACCAAAAGAACGAUGCAUGGCUGAUUGACUUUGGUGGAGGGUAUACGAAUGGCUGGGUGUCUAAGGAGCUAUCGGGUACUGUAGAGGGCGAUUUGCAGGCGUUGAAGAAGAUAAAUGAGUUCUUAUUCCAGGGUAGUCUGUGA
This is a messenger RNA of Fusarium oxysporum Fo47, 1740 nucleotides long. RefSeq lists its product as uncharacterized. Gene Ontology annotation, biological process: protein phosphorylation. Gene Ontology annotation, molecular function: ATP binding; protein kinase activity. The record is from RefSeq and is a predicted model, not a curated record. The coding region runs from base 1 to 1740 and encodes 579 amino acids. The transcript is spliced from 5 exons. Lineage: Eukaryota; Fungi; Ascomycota; Sordariomycetes; Hypocreales; Nectriaceae.